AUGCGGACGGGAGGGCGCCGAACCAAAGCGUCCGGAAAGUAUCCGCUCGAUCUGAGGGAGGAUAAUGCGAGGAGACGAAAGCCGGUGGAUGACAUCACCGAGGAAUACUACAGUGACGUCAGGUGCCAGCAGUGCCGCUCCGGCGAUCGAGACGGCGAGCUGCUCCUCUGCGAUCGGUGCGAUCUGGGGUUUCACAUGUCCUGCCUCCGUCCUAUCGUCGUUAGGGUUCCGUCUGGUCCCUGGCUCUGCCCUAGCUGCAAUGAGGAGAAACCGAAGAAAAGGUUUCCGUUAAUGCAGAAGAAGAUUUUGGACUUUUUUCGGAUUCAGAAAUGUAGCGGUGAGAUCAGUGAGAUGGCGGAGGGGAAAUGGGUGUCCUCCUCCCAAGAUUGUAAGAAGCGUAGGAGGCGUUCUAUGCCUUUAGCUAUGUACAAGAGGAGGAGAAGAAUAUUGCCAUACAUUCCAACUAGAGACCCACGUCGAAGACUUGAACAGAUGGGUACUCUUGCGACAGCAUUGACAGCGCUGAAUAUGAAGUUCAGCAAUGAUUUAACUUAUAUGCCGGGAAUGGCUCCUAAAUCUGCUAACCAAGCAAUUUUAGAGAAGGGAGGAAUGCAGGUCCUUGCAAGAGAAGAUAAAGAAACAUUAGAUCUUUGCAGAAUCAUGUACAAAAGAGGAGAAUGCCCCCCUCUCAUAGUCGUUUUUGAUUCGCUUGAAGGUUAUACCGUACAGGCUGAUGGAGACAUAAAAGACAUGACUUUCAUCACUGAGUACACUGGUGAUGUUGAUUACUUAAGAAAUCGGGAACACGAUGAUUGUGACAGCAUGAUGACCCUUCUGCUUACAGAAAACCCAUCAAAUAAUCUACUGAUAUGUCCAGAUAAACGUGGGAACAUCGCACGCUUCAUCAAUGGAAUUAACAACCAUUCUCCGGAGGGUAGGAAGAAGCAGAACCUAAAAUGUGUCAGGUAUAAUGUAGAUGGUGAAUGUCGUGUUUUACUGGUUACUUGUCGUGAUAUAUCUCCCGGAGAGAGGCUAUAUUAUGAUUACAAUGGAUAUGAGCAGGAAUACCCCACUGAGCAUUUUGUCUGAGAUUCUCAGAAGCUACAGUAGCCCAUUCAUCUAACUGUUCUUUGGGGAAUAUAGAUCUGGGCCUGAGGGGGUCAAUUUUGACAUAGGAUUUUAUUGGUUCUUCCUAAGUAAAGAACUCUAACCUUGUUGUUUGCUGUGUUUAAUUUUCAUCUCAUGUAGUGGCCCAUCUAGUUAAGUGAGGGGUCAGAAGCAUAGUUUCAACAUUUAGUUAUUGAAGAUUUUCCUUCAUUUAUCAUAAGAAAUUCUUAAAUGUACUUUUAAUGUCAGGAGUAAUUUAUUAUGUCAAUUUUAACAUAGAAAGUUUUUA
Asparagus officinalis (garden asparagus) is the source of this 1396-nucleotide messenger RNA. RefSeq names its product probable Histone-lysine N-methyltransferase ATXR5. The record is from RefSeq and is a predicted model, not a curated record. Gene Ontology annotation, molecular function: protein binding. The coding region runs from base 1 to 1089 and encodes 362 amino acids. NCBI's taxonomy places the organism in Eukaryota, Viridiplantae, Streptophyta, Magnoliopsida, Asparagales, Asparagaceae. The transcript is spliced from 6 exons.